This is a messenger RNA of Scleropages formosus (Asian bonytongue), 3480 nucleotides long. RefSeq names its product regulator of DNA class I crossover intermediates 1 (gene redic1). The coding region runs from base 606 to 2003 and encodes 465 amino acids. The record is from RefSeq and is a predicted model, not a curated record. The transcript is spliced from 14 exons. NCBI's taxonomy places the organism in Eukaryota, Metazoa, Chordata, Actinopteri, Osteoglossiformes, Osteoglossidae.
UGAUACUCCUACGUAUUGCUCAUCAUUGAGAAAAGCGUCCCAAGUUACAUUUACAGUUUGGUUGACACUUUUUUUUCUCAAAAGCGAGUUACAGUUACACAAUUUACCCUGAGAUGGAACAAUUUGGUAAGCACCUUGCUCAGCGGUACUGUAGCUGGAGUUGGGAUUCGAACCUGCAACCUUAAUAAACUUUAGAUUGCGUUAGAACUAGGCGGAAGAGAAGACCAUCGCGCGCCUCCUUUGGCCAGCCGUCACGAGGACGGCUCGAGUCGUCGCGCUGCGCUAAGGUCCGCCUGAAAGAGCGCGGCAGGCGCGUCACCUCGCGCCACACAGAAAGCUCAACACGCCACGGCAACACGGGUGGAAAAAGUAGCUAACCUGACGUGGCUGUAGUUAAACCUUAGGUUAAACUGCCAAUGGAACAAUAUUAAUAUAACAAUAUUAAUAUUAUAUAGCGAUGUAAGUGCUGAUGUUUUCGUUUAAUAACGGUUUUCCUGUAAAAGUGUAGUCAAGGUAAAAAAACAGCGACGCGGUGGCUACGAAGAAGCUAAGGCUGAGAUGAACUGGGUCGGAGGUUCCCGGUACGAUCAGUACGGAACCGAUUAAUGAUAAAAAAUGACGCUCGGAAACAAAAGGAGUUCUUUGAAAAGAAGAGGGUGGAGAAGAAGAUGCAGGAUUUAGGGUUACCAGGAGCUCCUCAGGGACAAAGUGGUGGCAGUUUGGACCUGCUGACCUUGUUUAUUGUAAACCAGAUUGCAGCCAAAAAGGAGCAACACAGCAGCAUCAAACAUGAUACCCCAAAAGUGGCCCAUGCAAAUAAAGCAAAGAGAGUCCAGAGAUCUAUAAAAGAAGGCCCCAUAAAUUUACCCAUGAGUCCGUGCUCUCCUUCCCGCCUGUGUCUUGGAGAAAGUCAGCCUCACUAUGGCACCCAGGGCACAGUGUUAAAGAGCAGCAAUUUCAGACCUCAGACACAGAGUUAUGGACAUCUCUCACCUGUUUUGGAAUCCAGCUUCUCUGAUGGCAGCAUUUCCGAUUACCAGUGUCACCCGGCAGAUACGUUGAGUCCCUUCUCAUUGACUGCAUCUGACUCCUCCUCUGGAGUGUUUAAUCUUCAGCACAGGCCUGAGCUGAAACAGAGAAGAGACACAGUCACUGCAUCCAGGGGUUCUCAGCAUAUCCAGAACAGCUCAGUAACCAGAGUCCAGUUUGGAAGCAUGGAGUCAAAUUAUUUAGGGGGGAGAGGGCUUGCCUUGCAAACAUCAGUAGGCCACCGCAGUUUCAUUCAUGAGACUGGGGAGAACCUGGAACAGAUGCUUUUCCUGGACUUUGACGACAGAGCAGGCCAUUUUGAAAGUGAAAACUUUGAGACCAACAUUAAAGGAAAGUCAUCCCCUUAUUCUGCAGUGUUUUGUGAUCUGAAAGAAUCACAAUACACAUUUUCUGAAUGUGAUUUUUGGUCUCAGCAGGUGCCUGAAAGCACACAGUCAUUUGAACCAUCAUGCUGGAGACACAGCAGUGGAACUCCAAGCUAUUCUUCCAAAGGAGACAUCCUUAGUACAGAUUCAAAUGAUGAAGACCAGUGCCAGAGGAAAAGUGAGUCAUGGAGAGAGACCUACUCUUCAGACACCUCCACCGGCCUACUGUCUGCAGUCUGCUUACACGGGAAGACUAAAGGCACUGCGUAUGAUGUACUACAGGUGAAGAAGACAACACCCAACAGUCGGGGGGACCAGCAGAACCCAUUAUGUACUGGAGGUAUAAAGAGGAAGAGAGAAUGGAGAGGGGAACUGAAAACAGAACGAACUGAAGGAGCAGAGAACACAGUACAAUCAGCUGGGCUCAGUGCACACGUGCUACACGACCCUGCUGAAGGUGUGAAUGAGGCGAGCAAAGACGAGCUUGGAGCUGACGGGAUGACAUUCACACGUUCCGAAGAGAUGGUGGUGCUGCAGAAGAUAGCUAACAUACUCUUAAUGCUGAAAGAAAAGAGUGGCUCAAAGUAAAGGAGGAAAGAGGUACACUUCUGGACUGAUUGUGAGCAUUCUGGUGUUAGAACUUAAUUCAACAUGCUUUAACUCGCUGUAAAGCUGCAGGGAGUUUGCAAUAUUAGGGAAAAAAAGUCAUUUUGUGGACUCAUUUUUUAUUAAAGCAAAACCAAACAGUGAUUUGUUGUUCAUUUACAUACUCAAGUUAGAUUUCAUGAAUAAAGUUUUUAUACAAAGAUAAAUUCUAGUAAAAUAUACAGCAAAAACAAAUUUACUGCACAUAACUCAUUUUACCUCACCAGCAAUUCAUAACCUGUGCAAACAUUUUUAGUGCUAUUGGUUUACAUAAAAAAAUUGCACUUUGUUUACUUAAACAUUACAUCUCUCCAUUCUUUAAAAAGAUAUAAAUACAACACAAUGGGCUGGUGCAACCUGAAAAUCUCUUAUCAGUGUUCUUAAAGCACAAUUCAUUAAAUACCAUAAAUCUCAGACAGUUCAUAUGGAAUACUUAAUCACAUUGCACAUGAUUUUAGAACUGGUCUUUACUUGAAUGGAACGUGUAGAAAAUAAACAUGUAGAAAUAAACCUGAAGGCAACACAUUUCAAAGACAUGGCUAUUUAGAAUAAGAAUUCCUUUAUAUGCUUUAUUAAGUUUGAAUAUUUUAGUUUUAAUUAUUUUAGUUUAACUCCCAAUCCAUUACUAAAUAUUACCAGUUAUCACAGGGACACCCGUACCCAUGUCCUGCUACAACUAACAGGUUACAUUUUAAAUUCUACCCAAAAUUGCUUUCUUUUGAGGUCCUUGCAGCUGCUUGACACCUAUGCUGUUUUAAUCUGACAAUGUUACAGUGCAUAAUCCCAGAAUCUCAGAGAUAAACUAUAGAUUAUUGAUCACAAAGCAUUUUAACGGCAUUAUCGGCAGUUUUCACUAUUGGUCGGGAAAAAGCUGUUCUGCACUGAUGGAUAAUGUUCAUAGUAAUUUCACUUAGAUCACUGAUUAAGUAAUUCAGCACAAGAUGGGCACUAAGCCCUAAUACUUGACUAUAGAGGUUUAAACUGCUACCUAAAGAUGAUUGUCAUUACCGUACUCCAGGUUAAAAAAAGAUUACAAAUUACAAAACCAGAAGAUUACAUAACCCACUCUCCUAUUUAAAGAAUAUAAUAUGCAGUUUGGUUUUUCCACACAGCCAAAGGAAGGCUGAAAAAAAUGUUAAAAAUAUUUAAGAUUUUUUUUGAGACCAAAAGAAUGUUAGUGCAUGAUUUCAUUUUCUGCAAUGAGUUCCAAUUUAUGUAAACAUUAACUUUUUUGUUGAAAUGAAAGCACACUGUAAUACCCUUAACAAAAAUGUCCUUCUUGAAGCUUUUGUGAAGAGCAAUGGUCCCACACAUUCAUACAUCUUCAUGGUUAGUUAGCAAUGGGAAAACUACUGCAACUGAAAAAGAAUUUUUUUUUUUUAUUAAUCAUAAGAGUGAAAUGGAGUAAUUAUCAAUUACA